Messenger RNA from Scatophagus argus, 1544 nucleotides. Its product is annotated as putative RING-H2 finger protein ATL71. NCBI's taxonomy places the organism in Eukaryota, Metazoa, Chordata, Actinopteri, Scatophagidae. Gene Ontology annotation, biological process: protein ubiquitination. The record is from RefSeq and is a predicted model, not a curated record. The transcript is spliced from 4 exons. Gene Ontology annotation, molecular function: ubiquitin protein ligase activity. Bases 496 to 1215 code for a protein of 239 amino acids. Gene Ontology annotation, cellular component: cytoplasm.
UGUUACCUGACCAAGAGAAGGAGCACCUCUCACCUGGUCGGAGUCACGCGCAGUAAACCAGGUGAGGAUUACGCCUCCUCGCUAAACGGAUUAUCAGAGCUCAGCAGCACAGAAAGCAAGCGAGAAACAGCAAGAACGAAAUAAGAAAGAUCAACGACAGGAAGCGGGACACCAGCAGCGGACGAGCUGGAGGACAUCUUGGAGGACACGUUUUAUUUUUAUUUCUGCUUGGGUCUGAGGAGCCACAGAGACAGCGAUCGACGGUCAAGACCGGAUCUGCGGAUCUGCUGCUCACAUAAUCCGUCUACCCACCGCUUCUCCGUCCAUGCAGACAUCGGUCCGUCCUCGUGUCUCUGCUGUCCUCCUCCUCGGUCUGUCUCAAUGCCAGCUGGUCCUAAGGUAACCUGGAUGACGCUGUGACUGGAAUUUCAUUUUGCUGAGAUUCAAACCAAGUCGGCUGAGACUCAGCCCGGAUCCACCGUCACGCAGACUGAAAUGGAUCCAGACAGAGAAGAAGCCGAGGUGUUCUCAGACCCAGAGGACCCGGGUCCUCUGAGAACACAUGAGGAAGAGGAGGAGGGGGAGGAAGGAGAGGACGACGAGGACGAGGACGAGGAGGAAGACGCUCGGAUCUUCAAUGCCUGGAUGCAGCGGUACAGAGGAGGGGAGGUGGAGGCAGAGGGGGAGUCAGAGGAGGGAAGAGCUGCGAGCAGAACCGGCUUAGAGCUGCCAGUCCGCAUGAGGACGGACCGCCGGGCCUCGCUGCCCUGUCCGGCCACGCUGUCGGCCAUGCAGCUGUCCCGCCUCCACUCGUCCACCCGGGCCCCGGUGACGGCGAGGGCUCUGCUGCGCUGCUCCUCCUCCCGCCGCCUGCUGCCGCCCCCGCAGGAAGCCUCCGUGGCCCCGACCGAGCGAAGACCCUCCCUCAUCACCACAAUCCCAGAGGUCACAACGUCGGAGAGGCGGGGUACGUUCAGGAGACGCAACGUCAUGUCGCUGAGCGACGCUGACAGCAUCUGUCUGAUCUGCCACCACGACCUGAACCGAGGAACCGGAGGAACCGGAGGAACCACAGAGCUGCAGUGCACACACACUUUCCACAAAGAGUGUAUAGAGGAGUGGCUGUGGAGGAAACACUCCUGUCCCACGUGUCACGUCCAGGUGUCCGUGCCACAGCCCGUCUACUGGAGCUCCACCAGGGUCAAGGUCCCGUAAAGCCAUCAGCGAGAGACCAGAACCAGAACCUGAAGUCCAGCCCAGACCAGACCCUUCAGCUGCCGACCGGGACGUCGUGUUGGGUCUGUAAAACCUGAAGAGGACGGAGAAACCGGCUUCCCGUCGGGAUCUGAACACACCGAAACAGGGACACCUGCAGGGCUCCUGUGACGCAGGGCUGAGAGUGAGACAGGUGGACGUCUGUUAGACAGGUAGAAUGAGAAAGCAAAGGGACACGUGUGUGUGUGUGCGUGUGUGUGUGUGCAGUGUUUGAACAUUGUUAGCAGUGUCGUUAAGACUUCUGAAUAAAGUUUGAUUGUACAAGAGGA